Molecule: messenger RNA, 2163 nt
Organism: Dacryopinax primogenitus
Lineage: Eukaryota; Fungi; Basidiomycota; Dacrymycetes; Dacrymycetales; Dacrymycetaceae
Exons: 5
Coding region: 146-2011 (621 amino acids)
Molecular function (GO): protein binding
Source: RefSeq, a predicted model, not a curated record
GCAACGGUCGGUCACCCAGCUGGAAGAAUUGGAUGGAUAACGGCUUACUUUGAUACGCUGACAACGAACGACAAUCUUCCUUGCUUGACUCAGCCCGUACCUCGAGACCUCCAACUGCAUACAUUCUCCUUGUGGACUGAGCAUCAUGGCACGAUCAUCAAUCUCCCCAGGGAGGGCGGUCACGCUAGAGAGUCUCCCACCAGAGAUAACACAGCGCUGUUUGUCACUUUGUGACCCAGUAGAUGUCGCUGCGUUUGCCCAGACCUCCCAUGCCAACCGGGACUUCGUGUACAGCGCAUUUGACCAAGUGCUAUGGAGGGAACUCUUUCUAGCUCUCUUUGAUGACCCGCGUGUGACGGACCCACCAACCGCUGCGCUCUGGUCACGUUUCAGCAAGCUCGAUCUCUGGCAGAAACAGCUGUGCGAGCGUAUAUGCGCAAGGCAAGUCUUGCGUGGGCUCAAGCGUAAGCUUAUCGCCAGCGUCGCUCGUGCAGGUGGCCGGACGGACGACCCAACUUCGAUCGAUGUCGACUCAGCCGACUUCACGGGUGUGCUCAAGGGCGAAAAAGAAUUUUCCGAAGCUUUGAGAGUGCUCGUACAUGUAUUCGAUACUGCGCGUGGAAAUGUAGAUCCUAAGACCCUCCCUGUUGGUAUGGUAUCCAGCGAGGAGGAUUGGGACAGCAAGAAUGUCGACUUCGUCCGAAGCACAUUGGACCACCCAUUACUGCGCAAGCUCGUCUGGGACCACACACCCGAGGAAGCGAAGCAAGCAUCCGCGAAACUCCACGUACAUUUCGGUCUGACCGACUGGGACCUCACCACCAUCGCCGAGCGUGGGAAAGCUCGAGAGAGAGUAUAUCGCCUAGCAAACUACCACGAGCGGAACCGUUGGGGGCCGUACACAGGUGACUUCACACGCACGCCUAACUGGGAACACCUAGAAGCGAUGAUGCUUGUUGUGGGAAGGAACGUGAACGAGCGCGUUGACGACUGGAGGUUGCAGGACGGCGAUGCACCAUUGAUGGGUCUUCACGCGGCUAGAAACUAUACGAUGCCCUCUAUUGAACCAAAGGCACCUGCACUAGAAAUUGGAGACUGGGCUGGCGUUACCGGUAAGUGGUACCGGGUAGUAUGCUUCAUGGAUUACAGGGACCUCUGGGGUUACAAUUAUGGUGACUUCCUGGCGUUCAACCCAAGUUUCAUGGAGCAGUACAGUGAAGCAGUUCGCGUGAUGUCUUUCAACCUGAAGGUCGACUCCGUUGGCGUGCCACCUAAAGACAUUGGCAUCCGAGGCGCAAACGUGCAGACACCACCUGCGAUUCACGCCCUUACGCGCUCGAAUCACAUGCAGGACAGCUAUUUCCCCUCCGCUCAACGCGAGGACGAAGACGAAAAUGAAGACAGUGAAAACGAGGAAUGGGGGAAGCGGAAGGAGGAGCGCCCCGAUGAAGACGAACACGAUCGCCGUGCACACGAGGAGAUUGCUAAUGUGUACCGCUCUGCCGAGCUAGGGAAACUCUCGCCGCUCUCAGCAAAGAUCAUCGCUGCCAAGGCGACCUCAACAACCACCUCGCCAACAUCUUCCGGGUCGCACCGCUCCGCGUUCUCCACUCUGUUCACUGGCUCGCCCAGCUCGAGCACUUCCGCGAGCCCUGAAUCCUCGCACCUUUCGCCCGCUCCGGCCCGCAUGUCCAAGCGGCCCUCUCUCUCCGAGCAGUACCCAACGAUAUACUUUUCCGGUUCCGUCCGCUCAUCGGAUGCGUGGCACCCAACUUCUCAUGUCCACGGCAGGGUCGAGAUGGGCGAAGAUGGUACGGUGUUCUGGAAAUUAACGAGCAACUAUGAUGGUCAAGACCGGUGGGUUAGCGAGGGGGUCCAGAUCGGUGGAAUGAAAAGCAGAAUGGGCGUCCUGGGUAUCUGGAGCGAUGCGUUCCACGAGCAUGAAGGACCUGCGGGACCGUUCUGGUUCUGGAAAGCAGCCAAUUCUGACCCCCCACCCCGUGGUCGAUAAAUACACGCAGGCGACCUUUUCUUUUUUCUGCUUCUCGGUCAUUCCUGUAUCAUGCACUUGGCCCCCGUCAGAUAACUUAUGAUGCUCCCCGAAGUGGACUGUCGUCUCCGUUCUUCAUCCACAUCUUGGGCCUUCUUGCCCACCGCCAUUCC